AUGAGAGAGAACUUCCAGGUCACCCUAAGCCACAUCACCCUCGACAGCUACAUUCCCUGCCUGACGGAUCUCUGCAAGGCUCUGUGGGAGGUGAUGCUAAGCUACCACCGCACCAUGCAGUGGCAUGAAGAGCAUGACAAACAGAAGGCCGCACCCUCACAAGACGAUGCAGCAGCAGAGGCUGAUGAGUUAACUGUGGACCGCAGCUACGUGAAGAAGAAGCUGGAGCACGGACUAACGCGGAUCUGGCAGGAUGUCCAGUUAAAGGUGAAGGUGUACAUUCUGGGAACGGACAUGUCUAACUUCAAAUACGAUGAUUUCAUAGUGGUGCUGGAUGUCAUCAGCAGGCUGAUGCAGGUUGGUGAGGAGUUCUGUGGCAGUAAAUCAGAGGUCCUGCAGGAGUCUAUCAAACGCCAGAGUGUAAACUACUUCAGAAACUAUCACAGGGCACGACUGGAAGAGCUCAGGAUGUUCCUGGAGAAUGAGACGUGGGAACUGUGUCCAGUCAAGUCCAACUUCAACAUCGCCCAGCUCCAUGAGUUCAAGUUCAUGGGACAGUGUCGGUCUCCCUCCGUGUCCCCCAGCAGACAGGCUGCGUCCUCAGCUGCUCCGGCCCUGGAGGAGCUCUCCCUUUUCCAGCAGUUUCAUCAGGAAGGGAAUCCCUUUGAGAUGCACAUUGAGCCCAAGGAAGAGGAGACGGAGGAUGUGCUCGCUUCUAACGGGUACGAAUCGGACGAAUUGGAGAAGAGCGUUUAUCAGGACUACGACAGUGACAGCGAUGUCGCCGAUGAGCUCAAGCAAGACUACGUCGAUGAGCAGACAGGCGACGCCCCUCUGAAGAGCGUGUCCCGAGAGACCAUAAGAAGCAAGAAAAAGUCAGAUUACAACCUCAGCAAGGCCUGCGCGCCGAUCCUCACCAACACCACCCUCAACGUCAUCCGGCUUGUUGGAAAAUACAUGCAGAUGAUGAACAUCCUGAAGCCGAUAGCCUUUGACGUCAUCCACUGCGUAUCACAACUCUUUGACUACUACCUUUAUGCUGUAUACACCUUCUUUGGACGCAAUGACAUGCCCGUCCCAAGCCCAUCUCUGCCCACCUAUAGUGGCAGAGAGGCAGUCCCAGCCAGGGUGGUGGGCCCUGCCUGCUUGUAUGAGUCAUCAGGUCUGGGCCUUAUCAGCAGCCGACUGAGAACCACACUGAACCGGAUCCAGGAGAGUCUCAUUGACAUGGAUCCUGUCGGGGAGAACGCAGGAGUCCAUGGUCCGCCAGAGGACAGGAAGGAGAAGGUCCCCGUUCCUCACCUGAGCCAGAUGGUGGUUCUGACGGACAGCGGGACCCUCUAUGGGCUGGCACAGAGGGUGGUGGCCACUGAGUCUCUUGUGUUUUUGGCUGAGCAGUUUGAGUCCCUGCAGUCCCACUUGGACACAAUGAUGCCUGCAGCCAAGAAACCAUUCCUACAACAGUUUUAUUCCCAGACGGUGUCCACCGCCAGCGAACUGCGUAAACCGAUAUACUGGAUAGUGGCAGCCAAGGCUAUAGACUACGAACAAAUGCUGCUCAUGAUGGCCGGAGUUAAAUGGGACAUCAAGGAGAUAAUGUCACAGCACAACAUAUAUGUGGAUGUUCUGCUCAAGGAGUUUGAGCAAUUUAACAAGCGGCUCGGUGAAGUUUCCAGACAUGUGCGCAUUCCUCUGCCUGUGUCCAACGUCCUCUGGGAGCACUGCAUCCGCCUGGCAAACAGGACUCUGGUUGAGGGUACGCUAACGUGAAGAAAUGCAGCAACGAGGGCCGGGCCUUGAUGCAGCUGGACUUUCAGCAGUUCCUGAUGAAGCUGGAGAAACUGACAGACCUGCGGCCCAUCCCCGACAAGGAGUUUGUGGAAACCUACAUCAAGGCCUAUUACCUGACUGAGAAUGACAUGGAGCAGUUUAUCAAAAAUCACAGG
Molecule: messenger RNA, 1946 nt
Organism: Fundulus heteroclitus (mummichog)
Lineage: Eukaryota; Metazoa; Chordata; Actinopteri; Cyprinodontiformes; Fundulidae
Product: VPS50 EARP/GARPII complex subunit
Biological process (GO): endocytic recycling; retrograde transport, endosome to Golgi
Cellular component (GO): EARP complex
Molecular function (GO): SNARE binding
Source: RefSeq, a predicted model, not a curated record